Messenger RNA from Closterium sp. NIES-65, 1674 nucleotides. NCBI's taxonomy places the organism in Eukaryota, Viridiplantae, Streptophyta, Zygnematophyceae, Desmidiales, Closteriaceae. The record is from the annotation of a GenBank genome assembly.
AUGAGAGCAGACACCGGGAUUGCAUUGCAAGAGCAGCAGGAGCACAAGGGAGUUCAGAAAGUACCCCUCCCCCCGAUUCCCCAUUCCCCUCCCUCCCCCCGAUUCCCCUCCCUCCCCCCGAUUCCCAAUUCCCCUCCCUCCCCCCGAUUCCCAAUUCCCCAAUUCCCCUCCCUCCCCCCGAUUCCCAAUUCCCCUCCCUCCCCCCGAUUCCCAAUUCCCCUCCCUCCCCCCGAUUCCCGAUUCCCCUCCCUCCCCCCGAUUCCCGAUUCCCCUCCCUCCCCCCGAUUCCCGAUUCCCCUCCCUCCCCCCGAUUCCCAAUUCCCCUCCCUCCCCACGAUUCCCAAUUCCCCUCCCUCCCACGAUUCCCAAUUCCCCUCCCUCCCCCCGAUUCCCCAUUCCCCUCCCUCCCCCCGACUCCCCAUUCACCUCCCUCCCCCCGACUCCCCAUUCCCCUCCCUCCCCCCGACUCCCCAUUCCCCUCCCUCCCCCCGAUUCCCCUCCCUCCCCCCGAUUCCCGAUCCCCCGAUUCCCCUCCCUCCCCCCGAUUCCCGAUUCCCCUCCCUCCCCCCGAUUCCCCGUUCCCCUCCCUCCCCCCGAUUCCCGAUUUCCCAAUUCCCCUCCCUCCCCCCGAUUCCCGAUUCCCCUCCCUCCCCCCGAUUCCCGAUUCCCCUAUUCCCCUCCCUCCCCCCGAUUCCCAAUUCCCCAAUUCCCCAAUUCCCGUCCCUCCCCCCGAUUCCCGAUUCCCCUCCCUCCCCCGGAUUCCCCAUUCCCCUCCCUCCCCCCAAUUCCCCAUUCCCCAAUUCCCCUCCCUCCCCCCAAUUCCCCUCCCUCCCCCAAAUUCCCCUCCCUCCCCCCGAUUCCCGAUUCCCAAUUCCCCAAUUCCCCUCCCUCCCCCCGAUUCCCGAUUCCCCUCCCUCCCCCCGAUUCCCGAUUCCCAAUUCCCCUCCCUCCCCCCGAUUCCCGAUUCCCCUCCCUCCCCCCGACUCCCCUCCCUCCCCCCGAUUCCCAAUUCCCCUCCCUCCCCCCGAUUCCCGAUUCCCUCCCUCCCCCCGAUUCCCAAUUCCCCUCCCUCCCCCCGAUUCCCGAUUCGUCUCCCUCCCCCCAAUUCCUGAUUCCCCUCCCUCCCCCCGAUUCCCGAUUCCCCUCCCACCCCCCGAUUUCCGAUUCCCCUCCCUCCCCCCGAUUCCCAAUUCCCCUCCCUCCCCCCGAUUCCCAAUUCCCCUACCUCCCCCCAAUUCCCAAUUCCCCUCCCUCCCCACGAUUCCCCAUUCCCCUCCCUCCCCCCGAUUCCCCAUUCCCCUCCCUCCCCCCGAUUCCCCAUUCCCCUCCCUCCCCCCGAUUCCCAAUUCCCCUCCCUCCCACCGAUUCAAAAUUCCCCUCCCUCCCCCCGAUUCCCGACUCCCCUCCCUCCCCCCGAUUCCCCUCCCUCCCCCCCAUUCCCCUCCCUCCCCCCGAUUCCCAAUUCCCCUCCCUCCCCCCGAUUCCCAAUUCCCCUCCCUCCCCCGAUUCCCCUCCCUCCCCCCGAUUCCCAAUUCCCCUCCCUCCCCCCGAUUCCCAAUUCCCCUCCCUCCCCCCGAUUCCCAAUUCCCCUCCCUCCCCCCGAUUCCCGAUUCCCCUCCCUCCCCCCGAUUCCCCUCCCUCCCCUUGAUUCCCCUCCCUCCCCCCGAUUCCUAA